AGCAAAACAGCCGACGUGAAAACGGCGCCGCUGUCGUCCCAGGGUGAGCUGCCAUAGCUGCGCACGUCCCAGCCACCGCUGCAGCGCUGCCAGGCCGCGGGCCAUCGCGCCGCUUCUCUAAAAAAACGCACAAAGCGGCAUUGCAGCUGCAGCCCUAAUUAUCGCGCAGCAGUCACAAAAAACGCAAAACAAGCGCUGACAAUGUUCAAGAAACGCACCCAAAAGGGCCAGGCGAAGCGCGCCGCGCCGGAAGCCACGGGAGACCAGCCCCAGGCCGACAUCGUGAAACGGCCCGAGAAGCAGGCGCGCGGCCAGCGCUUCGCGACGAAAAGCGACGACAAGGACGACGAGGAUGCGCUGCAAGCGUCGGCCGUCUUCGCGUCCUCCCGAACGACCGCACCAAUCGAUCAUAGAGGAGGCGCCUUUGCGUACGGCGAGGUCGACACCGAGGCCGAUAAAGACACUAGAGCACAACUAGAAAGGAAUCUGGAGCUCCAAAAAACGGAGGGAGACGGUACCUAUAGGGGCCAGGCCGGUUAUAAAUCAUAUGUGAAGAAGGACGAGGCCCAGAUCGGCGCGAACAAGUACACGGGCACCAAAGGACCUAUCAGGGCCCCUCAAUUUGUCAGAAACACGUGCCGCUUCGACUACCAGCCCGACGUCUGCAAGGACUAUAAAGAUACGGGCUUUUGCGGCUACGGCGACUCUUGUAAAUUUAUGCACGACCGGGGCGACUACAAGACGGGCUGGCAGCUCGAGGCGGAGUUCCAAAGGCAAAAAGAAAGGGAGCGGGAGCGGAAGAUGCUCGGGAAGUUGGAUGGGGAGGAUAGUGAAGAGGAAAGGGAAAGAGAUAAGUUCAGGAUCAAAGAUGGUGGUGACGAGCUGCCCUUCGCGUGCCAUAUUUGCCGAGGGCCUUUUAGGGAUCCCAUGGUCACGCAGUGCGGCCACUACUUCUGCGCGAACUGCGCGAGCGACCACUUCCGCUCUCGUAAUACGCGGUGCCCCAUUUGUGAAAAACAAACUUAUGGGAUGCUGAGCGCGGCUCCCAAAUUGCGCGCGAAGGCGAAAGCUGUGGGCGGCUUCGAGAAGUUCUUCGAGCUCGGGCUCAAGGUGCCCGAUGGUGAUGAUGAUGAUGGUAAGGGCGGCGAGGCCUACGGCGCGCGCGUCGCGCAGCCGGGCGCGCAGCGGCCCGAGAAGCGCGAGGCGACGGGCUACUGGCAGUCCGUGGACCCUAGGAAUUUGUAAGCGAGUGGUUUUUGU
Molecule: messenger RNA, 1260 nt
Organism: Pelagomonas calceolata
Lineage: Eukaryota; Pelagophyceae; Pelagomonadales; Pelagomonadaceae
Source: the annotation of a GenBank genome assembly